Messenger RNA from Bombyx mori (domestic silkworm), 2898 nucleotides. It is a transcript of the gene Pdss2, whose product is annotated as all trans-polyprenyl-diphosphate synthase PDSS2. Gene Ontology annotation, biological process: isoprenoid biosynthetic process; ubiquinone biosynthetic process. Gene Ontology annotation, cellular component: mitochondrion; transferase complex. Gene Ontology annotation, molecular function: prenyltransferase activity. Lineage: Eukaryota; Metazoa; Arthropoda; Insecta; Lepidoptera; Bombycidae. The record is from RefSeq and is a predicted model, not a curated record. Bases 261 to 1559 code for a protein of 432 amino acids. The transcript is spliced from 7 exons.
GUAGUCGUGAAAUUUACCGCGGGAAGUUUGCACGUAAAAUAAGUUUGAAAAUUUAUUUCGAAACAUUAUAUCUGAUUUGUGUAGUCUUGCACAAAAUUUGUGAUAUUAAUUAUUAAAAAUAGUAAAAUAAAACGGGAAAUCUUAAUUGAAAAUUAAUAUACGUAAAACUAAAACAAAUUAAACAUUUCGAAAUAAUUCGAAAAUAUUUUUUUGUUUAAAUUAAACUAAAGCUUAGAAUCAAAUUUUAAACAUUCAGAAAAAUGAGUUUCAGUAGAUUGUGUCAUUUGAGGUGUGCUGUGAGAUGUGAUUUGGUGAAAGUUUCCUCAUCAAGCGCAUUCAUUGCGAAACUUGGGGGACCUUGCGCGAAGGAACUAAGCACAAGUAGCACUCAGAGAGGCAGUGUUGCCCAACAUCACUCCAAGCCGGAUUGGAACAGAGCUGUUAGCGAAGCCGAGAAGAUUGUUGGCUAUCCCACAUCCUUCCUGAGCUUAAGGUGGAUUUUGAGCGAUGAGAUUGCGAAUGUUGCGCUUCAUCUACGCAAACUAGUUGGCAGUAAUCAUCCUUUACUGAAAACUGCCAAAAAUCUAAUUUACAAUGGUAAGAAUAAUAUGCAAGCAUGGGGUCUCAUUGUCUUGCUGGUGUCUAAAGCUGCUGGUCACAGUCCAGAGAUACCUGACAUGGAGCAGGAUAAAGCUGCAGGAGUAUUACAUAGUCAGCGUGCCUUAGCCGAAGUCACCGAGAUGAUCCGGACCUCGCAUUUGGUGCACAAAGGUCUCGUCAACAUGAACGCGAGACAGCGGGCUUCCAUAACUGAAGAACCUGAUGAUAUGAUGUUCGGAAAUAAAAUUGCUCUACUCAGUGGAGAUUAUUUACUGGCCAAUUCUUGUUCAGAACUGGCCAAUUUAAGGAAUCAAGAGUUGGUAGAGCUGAUGUCUUCCGCCGUUCGAGACCUCGCCGAGGCCGAGUUCAUGGGUGAACGCGACGAUCAAAACAAUCCUCUACCCUCGAGACCUUUAUCUAAAGAAGAGAGAGAGGAACCUACAGAGUGGGACUGCAUCCUGGAGCCGCUGCCGAUGCGCGGCGUGCUGGGCACGGCGGCCCGCGAGUGGGCGGCGCGGCACGUGCUGGCGGCCGGCGCGCUGCUCGGCAAGAGUUGCUCCGCCGCGCUCAAGCUGGCCGGCCACGACGCGCACAUGCAGACGCAGGGCUACCUGUUCGGCUGCCACCUGGCGCUGGCGUGGCAGGCGUACCUGGACCUGGAGGCGUUCAGCGGCCCCGAGCCCAGCUCGUUCUCGCUGGUGGGCGCGCCGCUCGCCUUCACGCUGGACGCGCGCCCGCACCUCUACUCCUACAUCGAGGCGGGCCGCGCCAGCGUGCACCACGUCGACUACCACGCCUUGUACAAAGCGGUGCUGGAAGGCGACGGGCUCGAGCAGACGAAGCGCGUGCAGCACGAGCACAUCGCGCGGGCGCGCGCGCAGCUGCGCAGCCUGCCGCCCGGGGACGCGCGCACCGCGCUCGCCAACAUACUCGUCGCCAUGCACCAGGACCACUACUGAACGCGCACUGCACACCCGAGGGUGCCCAUGCGGUUACUGGAGCCCAUGGACAUCCACAACGUAAAUGCGCCAUCCACCUUGAGAUACAAGUUCUAAGGUCUCAGUAUAGUUACAACGGCUGCCCCACCCUUCAAAUCAAAACGCAUUACUGCUUCACGGCAGAAAUAGGCAGGGCAGUGGUACCUACCCGCGCGGACUCACAAGAGCUCCUACCACCAGAUAUUGGUAUCGCAAUCGAAAAAAAGUAUAGGAUUUAAAAAGUGCCCCUACCGUCCGUAAAAAGAAUUAAUUUCAGCAGCACGAAUGAAUUUACUUACUUGCGUUUCGCAAUCUCGGAUUCUCGAAACUUGAAACUUAUACUCAUAAUCGAGAGCACGAAAAUUGUUUUGACAUACAGUAACAUAAAUCUCGAAGGCUAGCUAUCGAAAACCAUCUAAUGUAAUGAUCCGUUUUCGUAUCGAGGACUUGUGCUUGGAGGUCACUUAUCAUAAAGUAUCAAACAGUAGUUAAUAACACUGACUGAAAAUCCUUUACUAUGCGGCUGGCUCUGAAUAGAUGUCGCUUUUGCUCUAAUCUAAAAACUGAAUGUGACUGAUGAAAUAAUAUCACUGAAAUCGCAACUGCUAUCUUCGAGUAAAAAUUCAAUGCUCACAGAAGAUAUACAGUUUGGUUUGAAAUAUUAAAAUUCAUUUCGAAAUUAUGAAAAUAAAUUAUUCAUUUUGCAACUCUUAGAAACACUGACCUUAAGAUUUUAAUUUGAGGAAAAUUGCUACUAAAUGCUUAUAUUUUACCAAUUGUGUUCGAAAUUAUUUAUAAGAAAAGUGUCUCAAAUAACAUUAUACUUACUCGUAUUGAAUAAAACAAGCAGGCGAUUGAAUGACAUGAUUUAAUUCUAAUCAAUUAAACCGUAAAGAAAUAUUGUAAAAGUAUUUAGCUUUUUAUUAAGCUCACAGAUUUUGAGCUAAGUAAGUUACAAUAUGGAUUACAUAAAAUAGUAAAAUGCAUAGCAUAUUACAUAGUUACCAACAUGAAAAAACUGGUCAAAUCGUAGAAUUUAUUUAUAUAUUAUUCUGAACUUAUUAUGACCAUGAAUUUUAUAAUUAUACUUAAUAAAAUUUAGUAAUUAAAAUAACUCAUUCCAUUGUAAUAAAAAUAUAAUAUAUGAAUCUCUAUGAUGUUGUAAUUAGAAUUUAACUUCCAUGAAAAAUGACAUAUGAUAUUGUUUUAAAUGUAAAGUAUAGUUCAAAAAUGUAAUAUUGUGAUACUGGGUGCUUAUUGUGAACUUUAAUGUUUUUUUAUAUUUUUUUAUUUUGUACAAUAAAUAUACUCAUUUUUUAAA